GCGCAGCCUACAUUGCCCGUCGUGCCGCGCCGAAGGCGGUACCACCGGAAGCUCGGCGCGGACCCACUUCCGGUUGUGCGCGAGCUCUGAGCGGAGGCGAGCCCGCGAGCCUGCACCCCGACGAGACAAGAUGGCCGGGCUGCCCCGCAGGAUCAUCAAGGAAACCCAGCGCUUGCUGGCAGAGCCAGUCCCUGGGAUAAAAGCAGAGCCAGAUGAAAGCAACGCACGUUAUUUCCAUGUGGUCAUUGCAGGUCCACAGGAUUCCCCCUUUGAGGGUGGGACAUUUAAACUUGAACUAUUCCUUCCAGAAGAAUAUCCAAUGGCAGCUCCUAAAGUACGUUUCAUGACCAAAAUUUAUCAUCCUAAUGUAGACAAGCUGGGAAGAAUAUGUUUAGAUAUUUUGAAAGAUAAAUGGUCCCCAGCUUUGCAGAUUCGUACAGUCCUGCUAUCAAUCCAGGCUUUGUUAAGCGCUCCCAAUCCAGAUGAUCCACUAGCAAAUGAUGUAGCUGAGCAAUGGAAGACCAAUGAAGCCCAAGCCAUAGAAACAGCCAGAGCAUGGACUAGGCUAUAUGCCAUGAAUAAUAUUUAAAUGCGCUUUGAACAUCAAGUGUGCAUCACUUCUCCUGUUCUGCCAAGACCUCUUCCUUUUUGUUUGCAUUUAAUGGACACAGUCUUAGAAACAUUACAGAAUAAAAGCCCAGACAUCUUCAGUCCUUUGGUGAUUAAAUGCACAUUAGCAAAUCUGUGUCUUGUCCUGAUUCACUGUUGUACCGCAUGAGCAGAGGCUAGAAGUUAUCAUCUGGAUUGUUGUGAAAUUGUUUGAAAGCAGCAGCACAUCUCUGCUUUUAAUCAUUUUUCCCAUCAUGGUUUAAGUAUAAGCACUGUGAAUGAAGGUAGGCAGGGUUAGCUGCAGGGCUUUUCGUCUUAAUUUUGUGGGCUCCUCUUCCCUUUUUAUGGUGAUGCUAAUUGCAUUGGUAAAAGCAGCUAACCAGUUAUACUUUAGAAUAUACCCUCUAGCCCAGUCUAACUUAGACGCUGUAGAUGGACAAGCUUCAUUGUUUGAACAAAAAAAAACCGGGAACAUUAAACAUCCAUCACCUUCACUAAUAAUAUUGUGAUUCUGCUGUCAAGUGUAGAAAAUCCCCCCAAGAAAAAGCUUGUGACCAUUUUGUAUGGCUUGUCUGGAAAAUCUCCUGUAAAUCUUAUGUUUUAGUAAAAUAUUUUUUGUUAUUCUACUUGGCCGUUGUACAGUUUAUUUUGCUGUGUUUUCAUUUCUCUAAUGUGACAAUCGUAUUUAAGAAAAGAUGGAAACCAGAGCUACGAUUUGUCUUCACCAGUCUGACAGAUUAAACAGAGAAGAGAGAGAAUUCCCAAGAUUUUUUUCCUUUUUGCUUCUGUUUGCUGGCUGAUUUUUAUUAGCUUGUGUUAUGUGGCUGACCUUACCUGGCCAAUUUAAUAUGAAAUUGAAUUUGGAGUGACUUUUAGAAACAAGUCUCUGUAACCAUUAUAACCAUAAUUAUAGCAGUGCGUUGAUAUGCAUUUUCAUGGAAAUAACCAUAAUCAAGCAGGAGGUUGAGAGCAGAUGACAGCGCUAAUUGUGAGUAUCUGCAUAACUUCUCUUUGCUGGUUGUCAUCAGACUUUAGGCUACACAGUUUUCUAACUUCUUGAAUUCUGCCCUCUAUUAACAUGUAGUAUCAGCGUGUAGAAUCACACUAUGGCCAGCUUGUGUAGUGACUGAUGUUUGCUUAACCACUUCCAGCUAGCACCUCAUACCACUGGUUUUCUCUACAAGCCUUAUUAAGCUACUUGCUUGAGCAACCAGUCUGCUUAAAUAGUAGCAAAGCUUCCCUAUUGGAGGGAAGGAAAGUUAUGGAAAACUUCCUUCUCAUCCUUGUUUUUGGUGUAUGUGUCUUGUCUGAGAGUCCAGCAUUUUUCUUGGCCUUCAUCCAUCUUACUGCUUCCCUUAAUUUCUUAUAUCCAUAUUCUCUUUCCUUUCCCCAAACCUUCUCCCUCACAAAAAAGGGGGGAAAAAUGCUUAAAAGCUUUUGGCAAGGCCAACCUGAAGUGUAUAAAUGACAGCUUGUAGUGUUUGCAUAGGGAGUGUUUUGUCAUGCAGUUCAAGGGGUACGGUUAUGUAGUCUGUUGGUAUUCUCCCUCUUUCACCUCUUCUUGCUCCAGUGUCAUCUGAAAUUUCUAUAGAAUGUGGUGUAUUUAUUGUGCUCUUCUGUAAGAUGAAGAAUAUCUAUUAAAACUACAUUUUCCAACAGACAGCGCUUUCAGUGGUUAGUAACCGGUGUUGUCCCUCAGAGUGUUCUUUGUAACAUGGUUGAAGCUUGGUUCACAAUUCAGCUUGAACACCAGACUGAGCUAUACAAAAACUGUUCUAAAACAGCUAGUUUCUGUGUGUGGAAUGUAAGAUAAAGUUGCAUUCAGGGUUUGUAAUAAAUUUAUUUGUUCUUCAGAGUGGGUAAGCACUGUUAACCCUCUCCUCUUGUUACAAGUGAGCAUGUGUUUGGGUUUAGUGGGCAUAUAACCUGUGUGUGCUAUUAACAUGGGCAGCUUUCAUGGCAGGCAGCUGAGUGAGCUGUCUACACCCUGGAUUCACCUCACCUACUUUUUAAUGCUUUACUUUACAUGUACAGCUUUCCCUAGCUCUGCCUCUACUUCAGUGAGGAGCAGCACCCCCAGAGGACAGUCAGACCCCUUAAGCACCCCCUUUAAAGAUGGCUUUCAAUAAACAGGACCUGGCCUGGCAGUCGGGCAGUUGAACUUCAAAUGAGGUGGGAUGAAUCCAGACCCAAGGUCACUUAGCAAAUGGCUAGGUAUUUGUGUGUUCAGGGCUUAAAACUCAGCCAGAGCUGGCAGCUAAUCAGAGGCUAUAAUUAAAGCUAAGUCCUUAAUGGACUAUAGUUAAUGUAUUAAUGAAAAACAUCCUCUGCCUCCACUUUCUAGUGACUGAAUAACGUAGCUCAUUGAACUGCUUGAGUACGCAGCAGCAGCCAGUAUGUGUGAUUUAAAACCCUUUAGAGUAUUUUCACGUGAUAGCUGUAAUGAAGGAAAUUUUAAAUGGGCUUCCUAAAAACUAAAAUCUGUUUGUUGUGGGUCUCUUCAACAUAUUUGAACUGUUUUGAAGUUGAUUGUAUGUAUUAAAAACUAAUAUGUAUUCAACUUUUAAGCCCAAUUUAAGAACUCUCUAUAAAGCAGAGUUGGGAAUUUCAUUGUCUUACACUGAGGAAGCUUUUUGGCUAAAUUCUUUGAAGGCAGUUACAUCUAACCUUUUUCCUCAGUUAAGUAAGUGUAUUUCCACAGCCGUUAUCUGAAGCUCAGUUACUUGUGUUACGUCUACCUUCACAGCUGGUUUGCAAAUGCAGCCAUCUUUUAGGGAGCACUAGUUUUAGCUGGUUUUAAUGCCUCUCCACUGGACAGAGUUACAGUAAAUUUAAAAUAAAUGGGUUUCCUUCAGCAUUACUGGUGCUGUGUGCCAAAUGUCCUGACAUCCUGAGCAAGAGCGGUGACACUGCAUGUUAUAUGGUGGAGGCUGGAGAGUAGCUGUUGGGCCAGGGUUAGCACAUGGGCUCUGAAACCUCACAUGCAGAACACUUCUGCAGUAGUUACCAUACUUCUCUUUUAGAUGGAGAGGAGGAUUUGGACAGCUUUAUUUUUGCAUAACCAUCCGGUGGUGGUGUCCUAAUGUGUAGCCAUGUUCUGGCAUGGAUGUGAGGCAUGUUGUCACUGGGAUCUGAUGGGACAGGUUGUUUGUAUCUCAGAUGACUUUAGACUAAACCAAGGGAAAUGUUGUUUCUGUAGCUUUCAAGAAAGUGUAUUUCCACACAUUGAGUUAUUGUGAAGCAUCUGAAUGGACUAGUAACAUCAGCCAUUGUGACAUCUCGAACUAGUAACAUCAAAACCUGUGACAUCUCAAUCUGUGUACAGUCCUUGAUGGGAUUUUUUUUCUUUUCUGAGGGUUACACUUAAAGUGAAAUGUCUGGUAGGUUUUGUCAAUAACAUGUCUUGACUGUAAUGUAAUAUGACACUGAAAUAAAAGGAAGAGUGAUUAUUCA
Molecule: messenger RNA, 4062 nt
Organism: Neopsephotus bourkii (Bourke's parrot)
Lineage: Eukaryota; Metazoa; Chordata; Aves; Psittaciformes; Psittacidae
Gene: UBE2N
Product: ubiquitin conjugating enzyme E2 N
Exons: 4
Coding region: 131-589 (152 amino acids)
Source: RefSeq, a predicted model, not a curated record